Molecule: messenger RNA, 1108 nt
Organism: Saccostrea cuccullata (small rock oyster)
Lineage: Eukaryota; Metazoa; Mollusca; Bivalvia; Ostreida; Ostreidae
Exons: 7
Source: RefSeq, a predicted model, not a curated record
UUUGCUAAGAGUGAUUAGAACAUCCGUUUAAAGAAUGGUGAUUUCCUCGCCGUAUUUGGCAUUAUUUUUGUUUGCGUUAUAUGACUUUUCAGAAGGUGUUUUUACUCCAAGUAAGCCGACUGUUGAAUUUGAAACUGAAAAAUAUUUUGCUGGGAGACUAUGGUUGGAAAGACUGUAUCUAAAAUGCAAUUUUACACCAUCGUCCGACACCUCUCUCCUUUACAUGGUUAAAUGGUAUGAUGAUGCUCAUAUCGUGUAUACGUCAUCAUUAGUUACCGCUGCAAAUAUCUCGUCAACAUAUUUCAGAAAUGAAAAUGGUUUGCGUGUAGCAUCAACGGUUUCAUGUGCGGUUUUUUCAAAGAGUGGGAGCAAUGACCCAGGGCAUCUAUCUCUCCGAAGUGAAGGUUUCCUUGUGGGGAUUAAAACUGUACCAUCUCCAGUCGAAAUGGUAAGAGGACGAAUGGCUAGAAUCGGGCUUUACCUUACAGUUCCUUUUGGAUGCGUGUUUUACUACCCACAGGACAAAGAGCCUAUUAAUUGUGAGUUAGAAAUUAUAAUAAGCAUUGCAAAAGAGUCCAGCUGUGACCCACAUAUAAUGGUACAGGAUGGAUGUGGUCUUCGAAUAAGGAAAAGAGAAUGGAACGUCACCAACUACAUAACUCUGAAUCUCGUUGAUAAUUACAAAUACAUAAUUCCAUUGCAAUAUCAAAUAACUCUGCAAUCACGAUAUUUUAACUAUGGUAAUGAGUGGAAACAUUUUCAGCAAAACAUUACGAUAUCUCUUGUCGAUGAUAACCACUGGAAGGGUGCAGUUUGCACAAUCAAUAGCCAUGAUGUUUACAUGACAACUUUUAACAACAGAAAAUUUGGCAUUAUUCACGCUGGGACGUACAUCCUUUAUAAAAACAUAGAUUCUGAGGGAAUACAUACAGAAGUAGACGUGAAGUUGCAGUCUUGUGGGGGAGAUAUGUGUAUAUGUGGAGUGGCCGCCAUGGCAGGAGACGAUGUUUACAUUAUUGAUCUUUGUGGAACCCCUAUCUACAUUGGAUUUACGAAAUGCUUAAAUAAUGUUAUUGAUGUCAGUAAAAAUGACGAUCAUAAUUUCAGG